Limulus polyphemus (Atlantic horseshoe crab) is the source of this 1155-nucleotide messenger RNA. RefSeq lists its product as uncharacterized. Gene Ontology annotation, biological process: potassium ion transmembrane transport; stabilization of membrane potential. NCBI's taxonomy places the organism in Eukaryota, Metazoa, Arthropoda, Merostomata, Xiphosura, Limulidae. The annotation marks the transcript as partial. Gene Ontology annotation, molecular function: potassium ion leak channel activity. The record is from RefSeq and is a predicted model, not a curated record. The transcript has a single exon. Gene Ontology annotation, cellular component: membrane.
GCUAUGGAAACAUCGCCCCGAAAACUCCUUGGGGAAAGUUAGUAACUCUUCUCUACGCCAUCGUGGGUAUUCCACUGAUGCUGCUGUGCCUGUCUAACAUCGGGGAUGCUAUGGCUCAGUCCUUUAAGUUCAUUUACUGGAAAGUAUGUUGCUAUCUCUGCAUCAAGCCGCACAAAAAGUCCCGGAAAUCGCGGUCUUCCAUCCGCCAUAUUGAACGUUACACAUCAGGCCAAAGUUCAACCAUGGAAUAUGGAAGGAAGACCACUCAAGAGAUUCAUGUGGACAACAUAAACAGGAGCAGCUAUUGCACUGCACCAGGUACCACGUUGUCAGACAUUGAAACCCGUAGUCCUAUCUCACUCCUAAGUUCUCCUAUAAUUACUGUCUCAACAUCGUCUGCAAUUCCUAGAUCACCUCAGUACUCUACUCCUGAAAAUAGUGCCCCUCAACAGACUGACAGUGCAGACAAUAUGAAUUCUGGUCGUAUUCCUGUGAUUUCUAACAAGUACGUUUUUGAAAAAGAAGAAAUUGUUCCCGCUGACUUCUCUCGUCCGUCUAUGGAACGUCCUGGACUUUCUUAUUCUUAUAGCCUACCGCUAGGAGAAAUUCGUCGAUCUGAUCAAUUUAGUUUGCAGACCCGUCAACAGGAUGGUAUAUUGGAUCUUAACCUGGAAGAGGAGGAAGAGUCUGGAUCUGAGGGAAAUGACAAAGAAGAAGAAGAAGUGAGUGUGCCCAUCUGGUUGUGUUCCGCCAUCGUGAUUGGUUACAUUUGUGGCGGUGCUUUUCUUUUUACCAUUUGGGAAGAUUGGAAUUUCUUGGAUAGCUCUUACUUCUGCUUCGUUACCUUGACAACUAUUGGAUUUGGAGACUUGGUCCCCGGUACAGCUGUGUUAUCCGAAGACGCACAACUAACCUUGGGUUUGUGCGCACUUUACUUAUUGUUUGGCAUGGCUCUGUUGGCCAUGUCCUUUAAUUUAGUUCAAGAGGAAGUCACCAAGUCUGUUAAGUGCAUAGGCCGGAGGAUCGGAAUACUUCCAGACGAAGAGGAUGACAACUGAAACACAGCAAACGAAAGAAAAGGAAACACAUACAUGGGUAUUAUUCCACCGUUCUCCUGGGGCUCUACUUCAGCCAUAUAUUUUUUAUGAAUACAUA